Hydatigera taeniaeformis is the source of this 2538-nucleotide messenger RNA. The record is from the annotation of a GenBank genome assembly. Lineage: Eukaryota; Metazoa; Platyhelminthes; Cestoda; Cyclophyllidea; Taeniidae.
AACCUUCCGCUGAAGGAUUUCUCCGCAGAAGUGCGAGCCAAUAUGGACAUUAAGAUGUUCAUCAAGGGUGCAACCCUCCUUUUGGAUCUGGAGGCCUCCUCUAUUGAAGAAAUUAUUCAUGACAUGUUGGAGGCUGUCUUCACCGAGACACCCGGCCAUCUCAAUCAUGCAGCUACUACACCCACUGGUAUAAGUGGAAUACAUCGACACUUCCUCACGCCCAACCACUCACCGCACGGCUCCACACUGGAGUGUGAAGACAGUCACAACGCCACAAACGCUAGCAGCAUCAACAACAGCGGUGGGCACGUGCACGGCCGAUCCCACACUCUCACACGUACCACUGGAAGCGGCCUUUUUGCGACGACAACAAAGCUAUCAGCACUGAAUAAGGACGAGCUCAUUGAGGAGGCGAAAAAGGCACUGCUAUUGGAAAUAAAGCAAAAUGACCUGGCAUACAGGCGGUUAAGUAAAACUAUAAAGUCGGUAUCAUUUCAUGAAAACGAGGGCAUCACAAUGGAUCAGAGUUGGAUCUGUGCUUUAUGCAGUUUGAAGAACAUUCAAAAGCGAUAUUUGGCUCUGGCUCGGCUAGCCUACCCCGUCAACCUCGGACGCUCGAAUGAGGGUACUCAGAUUAUCCUUCUUGUUAUAAGUCCACAGAAGGAGAAAAAGACGAAGUGUGAGAUAGAACUGGGCCGAACCUUUGCAACCAUUCUCUCUGAUCUUGAGUUUCGGCGCCAGUUAAUAUACGCUCAAGACGAGGAGGAAGUGAAGGCUCUCCUUUGCGCCCGGGCGCACGAAUUGGAGGAGGAACACGAACAGUUGCGACACGCACCUGACAGGAUUGACGAACUCAUUGACAACUGUUUGGAACCGAGACCGCGGUGCCAAGUGAUGAGCGGCCUCAUCGCUGAUCUGCGGAGGCGAUUGCCCUUGUACCCGUCCGACUUUAUCGAUGGUGUACGAGGCAACCACACUGUACGCAAAGUGACUUCCUCCGUCUUCUUCCUCUACUUCGCCUGCCUCCUGCCCUCCAUCGCGUUUGGUGUUCUCAACUACAAUAACACUUGUGGAAAAAUUGGCGUCUUUCGGAUACUGUUGUCGCAGACGAUAGGAGGUCUCUUUUUUGGUAUAACUGGAGGACAGCCCUUAACAGUUCUUCUCACCACUGCGCCUAUUGCAAUCUACGUCAAGUUAAUCUACACGAUAACAGAGUCCUAUAACUUGGAGUUUUACGCAUUUUUUGGCUGUGUGGGCCUAUUCAAUGCUGGAUUUCUCUUCAUCUACGCUGCCCUUGACGCCAGUCGGAUAAUGCGAUGGUCAACAAGGCAAGUUCGGUCGAUUUAUACGCACUUCCUGACGUCAACAGAAGAGAUAUUUGCUAUGUUUGUCUCGAUUGCUUUCCUAGUUGAAGCCUAUCGGGAUACCGCAAAGGAAUUUAGGACGUAUUACUUUGACUGCAUCUCUGCUGAUCAGUGCCGAGGAGUCCCUGUAAACGAUGCUACAGUGUAUAAUGCCAACAAAACCUUGCUCAACUCCCCCUCACCCCUCGCCACCACCCCCACCACCCUUGUGAGGGACCUCGUCGAUACCCAAAACGCCACUGCGACAAUGGGCGUCUGUAAGCCUGAGGUUGCCAUCCUAUAUCUCCUCCUACUCGCCUGCACCUACUGGAUAUGCAUUUCCAUGCUCAACUUCACCAAAACGCCCUUUCUGACUGAGACAAAGAGGGAACUGAUCCAUGACUUUGCCUUGCCCUCUGCUGUGCUCGUGAUGUCUUUCGUUGGUUCCUACAUGUUCAGAAAAGUUGAACUAAAGCCUUACAGUGUGGACAUGGACACCUUUGAGUGGAAGGUGAUCGAUUUCCGCACUCUCAAUUGGUUAAACAUUCUGGGCGCUAUGGGACUCUCCUUCCCUCUCUCCCUCCUCUUCUUUAUGGAACAAAACAUUGCCAGCGUUAUCGUUAACUCACCCUCUAACAAACUGAAGAAGGGAACGAGCUACCACUGGGACCUCUUCGUAGUGGGAGUGAUCAACACUCUCCUCUCCCUUUUUGGUCUGCCUUGGGUUCAUGGCGCCCUGCCACAAUCACCUAUGCACGUCCGCUCACUUGCCGAUAUGGAGGAACGAAUCACCUUAACAGGCAAUUUUCUCUCCACGUCUUUUAGAGUGGCUCGGGUUCGUGAGACUCGCAUUACCUCCAUACUGGCACACCUUGGAAUUGGCCUGUCUAUUCUCAUGUUGCCAAUUCCUCUCACCUACAUCCCACGACCAGUGCUGGCAGGACUGUUUGUCUACAUGGCUGUCACCUCGGUCAGUGACAAUCAAUUGUGGGAGCGAAUUCAGUUGGUCUUUAUUGAACAGUCAGCCUAUCCGCCCUCGCAUUACAUUCGUCGAGUGCCACAACGAAGAAUGCAUCUUUUCACCGGCCUACAGCUACUUCAACUGGCUGUACUCUGCAGUUGUGGUUUUGCUGAGGUGCCCUUCAUUAAAAUGGUCUUCCCCAUCCUCCUGUUCCUCCAAAUUCUCGUCCGGUAA